UUGGGUGUUUCUGGAGCCUUAGACCCGAAACGUAACCGAACUGAAAAGCCCCAAAGCCAUAGCCACAGCCAAAGGCGAUGGCCAUUUCUUGUCUGAGACUAUCCUUGGCUCCAUGGCUGGUGAAAACUCCAAGGCCAAGGCCUCCUUUGAAAGUAACACCUUUUCGAAUCAUUUGCACUGCUCAGUCCUCUGUAGUAGAUGAAAAGGAGCUGCCUCUCCCUCUCUCCGCCUGCAAAUGGGAACCUUUUCGCAAGAAAAAGGUGGUCAUGCGGGUCGGCUACGUUGGCACCGACUACAGAGGUCUUCAACUGCAGCGAGAUGAACACGAGCUAUCUACUAUUGAAAAUGAACUGGAAACUGCCAUUUUCAAGGCUGGAGGAAUCCGUGACAGUAAUUAUGGUGAUCUGCACAAAAUUGCUUGGGCCAGAAGCAGCCGAACAGAUAAAGGAGUUCACUCUUUGGCAACAAUGAUCUCCUUGAAAAUGGAGAUACCUGAAGAUGCUUGGAAGGAAGACCCCAAUGGCAUUGCCCUGGCUAAAUGUGUUAACUCUUAUCUUCCCGACAAUAUCCGAGUCUUCAGUAUAUUACCUUCACAAAAGAGUUUCGAUCCUAGAAGGGAAUGUAAUCUCCGGAAAUAUUCCUACCUUCUACCAGCUGAAAUCAUUGGAAUAAAAAGUCACUUCACUGAAGCUGAAACUAAUUAUCAUAUAUCAGACUUCAACAGUAUAUUAAACUGUUUUGAGGGUGAACACCCUUUCCAUAAUUAUACUCAAAGAGCCAAGUACAGAAGACGAGUUCCUCCUAGGCAAACUGCCAGAAAUGGUCGUCCACCAAGAGCUAAAUCUCAUAAUGGCUCAUCAACUUCCGAGAUGGAGGAAAGUGAUGUAGAGGAAGAUACAAGGAUCGAUGAAACAAGUACAGUAAAUAAUGAGGAAAUGUCUUGUGGUUUUGGUGAACCUGUGGUUGAUUCUUGUAACAGUCAGGGUAAUGGCUCGAAGGAUCAAAGUCCCAAGGUAGUUAUAGCAAGAUGGUUACAUGAACCUGACGAGACAGAUAGAAUAACAGGUUCCCACUUUCGAAAAAUUUUUCACUGUUCUUGCGGAAAGCUGCAGAAUUCAAUGGGAUUUGAUUACGUUGAAAUUUCCAUAUGGGGAGAGUCUUUCAUGCUACAUCAGAUCCGCAAAAUGGUUGGUACUGCCGUAGCUGUGAAGCGCAAAUUGCUCCCAAGAGAUAUUCUAACAUUAUCGCUAGCCAAAUUCUCACGGGUUGUCCUUCCCCUUGCUCCAUCUGAAGUUCUAAUUUUGAGGGGGAACACAUUCAUAUUGAGAAAGGCGCCUGGUAAUGUAACAAGACCUGAAAUGCUGACGAUGGUUGAAUCAAAAGAAAUCCUCAAGGCAGUUGAUGAGUUCUACAAAUCUGUAAUGUUGCCGCAAGUUUCAAAAUUUUUGGACCCUUCCAAAUCACCCUGGGAAGAAUGGGUUGAAAAUUUAGAUUUUAACACAGGCAUUCCCGAUGCAGAGUUGGAUGAAGUCAGGAAUGCUUGGAAGCUGUGGAAGGAGAAGUUGCCGAUUAGGCGAACUUCUUCUGCACCGGCAGUGAGCCUAUAAAACACACUGAAAUUUUCAGCAUUAUUUGAUAUUUGUCUGUCAUUUAUGCUAGAAUCAAUGGAAAGGAGGAAUAGGCUAAACAAUUUUGAUUGAUACUUGCUAGCUUGUAUUCAAGAUGAUGAGAACGGCCUUUGCGAAUUUGAUUCUGUGCAGGGUCAGAUGAAUCAAGACUCUGGCUUAGUCGGAAAACUUUUUGAACAAAGUGAUGUGAAGGUCACAGAAGUAGAGGUAAAUAGCACAAGAUUCACCACCGGUCGGCUAAGAUAGGAGAAUGCAUUUUUUUUUUUUCUAUAUUUUGACUUAAAAGGCUUAGAAUACAUGUUAUAGAGUGCUAAAUUGUGGUCAAGAACUUGCUUGCCAAUCUUUCCAUUUUCACCUUAAUAAUUUUUUGUUCAAUACGAAAAACCAAGUUAUGCCUAGCA
Molecule: messenger RNA, 2029 nt
Organism: Gossypium raimondii (Peruvian cotton)
Lineage: Eukaryota; Viridiplantae; Streptophyta; Magnoliopsida; Malvales; Malvaceae
Product: putative tRNA pseudouridine synthase
Exons: 7
Coding region: 78-1607 (509 amino acids)
Biological process (GO): mRNA pseudouridine synthesis; tRNA pseudouridine synthesis
Cellular component (GO): nucleus
Molecular function (GO): RNA binding; pseudouridine synthase activity
Source: RefSeq, a predicted model, not a curated record